Molecule: messenger RNA, 971 nt
Organism: Enterobius vermicularis (human pinworm)
Lineage: Eukaryota; Metazoa; Nematoda; Chromadorea; Rhabditida; Oxyuridae
Source: the annotation of a GenBank genome assembly
AUGUUGACCGCAGCCCAAAACUACAUUGAAAACCUCGGCCAGGAGUAUCUUUUUCUUUUUCCGUGGAACAGCAACUGUCUGCCAUCGUCUAAACCAAUAUUAGAACUAGACUUUAUCAAUAUAAAUGAAAAGCAGGAAGUGACCGUAGAUAUCACUUAUUCCAAAGGUGAUGGAACUUCGAACAAUACACGCUUAGUUAUCCCAUCAAAGAAUGUGACGACCCAACAAUUCCCAAGCACAAGUAUGCGAAAGGAUUUAAAAGCGGGUAUUCAAAACAUGACUAGCACGAAAAUUUAUGUGAAAUCUGAUAUUCCAAUCUCAGUAAUAGCGCAUGACUUUUGUGAUGGAAUUGGAGACAGCCUCAGUGUUUGGCCAACAACGCUUGCCUCACGCCGAUUCGCUUUCUCAAUUCCUGCUGCAGCAUCAGAUGGACUCGAGCUUCUAUAUUUCUUCUCUAUGCACAGUGCCGUUGUAAACUACACAAUAAUUUCUAAUGAUAACAAAAUCUCUGAAACCAAAGAAAUUCAAGGAGGUCUUAUGGCGGAUGAUGUUGUCUACGCAAUAAGUCCGGGGGAUGUUUCAGUGUAUGUUGAGACGUCAGAACCAAUUCAUAUCAUUGCUGCAGUAACUCGUCUCCCAAUACAAAAUUUGCCAAACAAAGUAGAUUUCGGUUGCUUUAUGCCACUUCCAGUGACUAAUACAGCGUGUAGCAGAAACACAGGAAAGGAAGAAUUAAGGGAAUGGGGUCAAAAAGAAAGUGGAGGAAACGAUGUACACGUUACGGAUCUCGAUGCUGGAAAUUACUACACUUUUACUCCACCUCACUACUCAUGCGCUCUAUUCAAUAUAACAAUUUAUAAUUCGAGUUCUGAAAUAAAUUCUCAACCUGUUCUGCCUGAAGAUGUGCAAAACCCAAUAAAUUUUGAGAAAUCCGAAAUGGGAGAAGUAGCGAUUUUUGAGUCGAGGUAAAA